AUGGCAAAGGAAGACGUUCUUCUUCUUGAUUUCUGGGUGAGUCCCUUUUGCAGUAGGGUGAAGAUUGCAUUGGCUGAGAAAGGUGUUGCUUAUCAACAGAGAGGAGAAGACAUAUUUGGAGGCAAAAGCGAAUUGCUCCUAAAAUCAAACCCAAUUUAUCAGAAAGUUCCUGUGCUAUUGCACGAUGGGAAACCAAUGUGUGAGUCCACCAAUAUUGUGCAGUACAUUGACGAGACUUGGCCUUCCCCUCCACUGUUGCCUUCUUCUGCUUAUGACCGAGCCAGGGCUCGAUUCUGGGCUGACUUUAUUGACAAGAAGCUCUUUGAUGCUGGUGGCAACAUUUGGAAGACAAAAGGUGAAGAUCAGGCGGCUGCAAAGAAAGAACUCAUUCAAAUUCUGAAGUACUUGGAGGGAGGUUUAGGGGACAAAGACUAUUUCGGUGGUGAUAGCUUUGGAUUUGUUGACAUUAUAGCGAUCCCCCUGACCAAUUGGUUCUUUGCUUAUGAGAAAUUUGGGAAUUUUAAGGUCGAAGAAGAAUGUCCCAAAUUUGCAGCAUGGACGAAGAGGUGUUUGGGAAGAGAAAGCGUUGCCAAAACCCUUCCUGAUCCUCAACAGGUUGUUGAAUUCGUCAGUAUGAUGAGGAAGAUGCAUGGCAUUGAAUAG
Molecule: messenger RNA, 663 nt
Organism: Coffea eugenioides
Lineage: Eukaryota; Viridiplantae; Streptophyta; Magnoliopsida; Gentianales; Rubiaceae
Product: probable glutathione S-transferase
Exons: 2
Coding region: 1-663 (220 amino acids)
Biological process (GO): glutathione metabolic process
Cellular component (GO): cytoplasm
Molecular function (GO): glutathione transferase activity
Source: RefSeq, a predicted model, not a curated record